Molecule: messenger RNA, 1352 nt
Organism: Lampris incognitus (smalleye Pacific opah)
Lineage: Eukaryota; Metazoa; Chordata; Actinopteri; Lampriformes; Lampridae
Gene: lrrc20
Product: leucine rich repeat containing 20
Exons: 4
Coding region: 13-540 (175 amino acids)
Molecular function (GO): protein binding
Source: RefSeq, a predicted model, not a curated record
AUUUUCAGAAAAAUGGCUGAGGCAGUGGCAAAUGUGGCCCGAAGGAUCAAUGCAACAGUGGAAGAGGGGAGAGAUAAUUUAGACCUAUCAAACUGCAAGCUGAUUAGCUUCCCCGAUGGUGUAUUCAAGGUCCUGAGAAGUGUUACAGAAGACAUCCAAGUUAUCACAUUGGCUGACAAUGAGAUGAAGGUUGUGUCCAGCAAAUUCUUUGAGACUUUCACGCAGCUGAGAGAAUUGGACAUGCAAGGCAAUGUACUCACCAAACUGCCUGACGCUGUGGGAGAAAUGAGGCAUCUGACCAGCAUCAAUUUGGCUAAUAACAAGUUCUCCAUCUUCCCCGAGAAGCUUACUGAAAUACCCACACUUGAGAAGAUUAACCUGGAGGGAAAUAGCAUAACUGAAAUUCCCAUGAUGAAGUUGCAAGCCAUGCCAGCGCUAAAGUGGAUAAAUUUGAAGUCAAAUCCAUUGGACAGAGACAUUCAGACUGCUGCACAAUCCCAGCAUAAAUUUGAGAUUUUGUCUACAACUACUGCACAAUAAAAUCCUGCACUUGACAUUUUCCAACUUAAGAGACUUGAUAGCAUGCUGUGUGCUGUUCACACCAUUUCAGAGGGGUAAAGCCUUGUGCCCUCAGAUGGAAAUAUGUAUUCGCACUGCUGUACAAGAACAAAGAAACCAUAGGUGCUAAAAAACAAAACAAAAGGGCAACCUCUUUGAUGGAGUCCUCAAGCAAGCAUGACAUAGCUAGUGUUUGCUUUAUCAUGUCCUCUCUGGUAAGAGAGAAAGCUGAAUCUAAGUCACUAUGCCCUGUUGGACGGUUAUGAUAAUAUUUAGUUUCAUAAUUACUGCAGACUAUUAUCUGCAUGUUGGUCAAUUUAUCACACUUUUCUAUUUCAGUUAAGGUCAUUAAGAUCACAUUUUUGGAUUAAGUGAUGCUGCUAACAUUUCUAAGCCCACUGAUAUAAUGUGGUACUGGCCUCCCCAUCCCAGUGCAUCUAAGUUUACACAAAAAUACCUUAUGUCUGUGACGGUAUAAGGGACUCUGCUGGUUUGGGGCUCACCGAGGGUAGAAAUCCUACCCCCACCCUUACCCCUAACCCCCACCCGUCACCCCACACUCAACCAUACUAACCAAAGCCCCCUUUUUGUAUUUAUGACUUUUGAUAGUAUUAAAGCAAACUUCUUCAUAUAAAGAUUUUGCACUUGCAAAUGCACAGAUUUUUGUCCUUUUUCCCUCUUGGUUCUUAUUAAGACAGAGGCUGUGAUGGUUGAAUUUUCCCUGCAUCCACCAGAGUGCUUUUUUUCUUACACCAGCACUGCAAAUUGUAAUGUUUUGUAACAUUAAAGAUGAA